Molecule: messenger RNA, 2599 nt
Organism: Sceloporus undulatus (fence lizard)
Lineage: Eukaryota; Metazoa; Chordata; Lepidosauria; Squamata; Phrynosomatidae
Product: fibrous sheath CABYR-binding protein-like
Exons: 9
Coding region: 1631-2599 (322 amino acids)
Source: RefSeq, a predicted model, not a curated record
UUCAGGCGGUUCUGUCUGCUGACCACUCCCCGAAUUGCGUCCCUCCUUCUCUUAGGGUCCGGUCACCGUCAAGGUCCAGGCGCCCAAUAUGCAGGACAAGACCGAAUGGAAGCUGAACGGUCAAGUGCUGGUCUUCACCCUCCCUCUCUCGGACCAGGUCUCAGUCAUAAAAGUCAAGAUCCACGAAGCCACAGGGAUGCCUGCCGGGAAGCAGAAGCUCCAGUAUGAGGUCAGGGUUAGGGUUUCAUCAUUGCCCCCCCAAAAGGGUUAAGAUUUCAUCAUUGCUCCCCAAAAGGGUUACAUUGCUCCCCAAAAGUGUUACGGUUACAUUGCCCCCCAAAAGGGUUACAUUGCUCCUCAAGUGGCUCCCCAUAAGGGCUAGGGUUACAUGGCCCCCCAAAAGGCUCCCCAGAAGGGGUGGGUUUACAUUGCUUCCCAAAAGGCCGCUUUUCUACUGAUGCGAACAUUAAUGGCGCAUGGGACACAAUAGUGGAAGGAUGCACUUUCUCCCUUACGGCGGGCCAAAAACGAGACCCAGAAACCCAAGGAGUCACUUCCGGUUGGAAACUGCGAGGUUUUCCUUCGGGGAAGUCUUAGGAUUUCCUGCGGGUUUUAGGGAGAGGGGUCGAGGGAGUGUUUUUAAUGCGUUGUUCAAUGCCAUCGGAUGCUGGGGCGCGUCAUUUUUGGUCCUCGCUUGGCGAUCAUAACCCCAAGGCCCUCUUUUCGUUGUGUCUUGCAGGGCUUUUUUUCAUCAAGGUCUCCAACUCCCUGGCUUACUCCAACAUGACCAGCUGGUCCAUCAUCCACUUUGCCCUCAAGGAAAGAGGAGGGAGGAAGAAGUAGGGUUAGGGAGGUCCUUUGGCGACGAAGAGGCUGAGCUUUGGACCUCUUUCAGGUCUGGAGAGAGAGCCACCAUCUUGCGCACAUGGGCGCUAUUAAGUUUGAAGCUUUGUUAUGCGCAGGUUGCUUCGUAAUGUUCGUUACGCCAAUGGCGUUCCUCCCUUCCAUAUUCAUUGCUUGUUUUUUGCCAUACCUGCAUUUGGCUUGGCUUGGACCCAGUUCAAAACAUAUAGAAAGCAGUUAAGAGAAUGAGUUAAACAUUUCAGCCUUGUUACCUGUAGUAUCUUGCAAGUAAAUUUAAGUUGUGCGUAAUAAAAAUUAUUAUUACAUUCGUUUACAUCUCACUUUGUGUUUUGUCACCGCUCAGAUCCUAUAUCCUGGCAUUGCAAUGGUCAUGUAUGGGGCACUGAAGGUUAUAGAUUAUAUUAAUGGUCAUAUAUGGGACACUGAAGGUUAUAGAUUGUAUUAAUGGGACACUUAAGGUUAUAAAUUAUAUUAAUGUAUUAAUGUGACACGGGGAUACAUAGGAUCCUAUGUAUUGGAAGGGUCUCCUAAGGGUCCUAUAGUCCGAACCUAGAGAAGCGCAUGGCAACCAUGAUGUGGAGAGAAACCCCAAGCCUUGUUUCCAUUUGAAAAGGUUCCAUGCUUGCCUUGGGUUCCGUGUUCCACUCUAGAAUGCAGCUGAGGCCAGUGCGGCCGUUGGACGCCAGUCAGUGCCCUUCUGGACAGUGGCUUGACCAGUUCGUGGAGGGCAUCUUGACCUGUGGCCAUUUGGGUUCUCGGUGCCGCCAUGGUGCGCGGAGAGAAUUUUCUCAAAGCCGUCGGGAAGACCAUCAGGAAGACUGUCAAGUUCUUCUCGUGUAAUAUACGGCCGAAAGAUGAGGAGGACGAGGAUGUCCCCAGGCGUCUUCGAAGACGCAAGAAGACGCAAUCAACCCACUUUGAGGAGGAAGUGGUGGAAGACAUAGCCGCGUUGUCCGCAGACGUCCAUCCCCCUCUGUUCAAGGAGUUGACCACGGACAUCGAUCCCUCUCUGUUGGAGGAGUUGACCGCAGAUGUCCAUCCCCCUCUGUUCGAGGAGUUGACCGCGGACAUUGAUCCCUCUCUGUUGGAGGAGUUGACCGCAGAUGUCCAUCCCCCUCUGUUCGAGGAGUUGACCGCGGACAUCGAUCCCUCUCUGUUGGAGGAGCUGACCGCGGACGUCUAUCCCCCUCUGUUGGAUAAGUUGACCAUGAAUGUCCAUCAGUCUCCAUCGCGGGAGCUGACCGCAGAAGUCCAGCAGUUUCCGUUGCAGGGUUUGACUGCGGGCGUCCAUCCCUCUUUGUCGCAGAUAGUGGUCAUCGCGCAGGUCCACCGCGCUUUUUCGGAUUCCCCCGUACCAGAGGAGGCCAAAGACGAGGAGGAGGAGGACAACGAAGGGUGUCGGAGCGUUGUCCAGAAAGAACAAUUGGCGAAGGACAUUGCUGAGGAGAAGCCUGCCAUCCUAUGGGACCUAAACAAUGAUAUCUGGCGGGUGGAGGACGAAUGUCGCCCGCACUCGGCUUCGUGCAGGCACAUCUUCAAAAACUAUGGAGUUUUCAAUGAUAUUCUUGCAGCAGAGAGAAAGUCUUCCUCCACCAAAACUCAUUGUUUUUCUGUCCCCCUUCCAACACAGCCACAUAUUGGCCAGGAAGAAAUUGGAGAGGAGCUGAAGAUCAUCUGGCUAUGUUCUGAUAGCAAGAUGCAUGAUGAUGCAGACAACAUCCUCUGGGACAUUUAG